Cherax quadricarinatus is the source of this 1712-nucleotide messenger RNA. Lineage: Eukaryota; Metazoa; Arthropoda; Malacostraca; Decapoda; Parastacidae. The record is from RefSeq and is a predicted model, not a curated record.
AAGGGGAACAUGUCGAGGCUUCUCAUGGUAGUCCACACAGCAGUAGUGCUGCUGUUAUUACCCGUUAACUUCAGCGAUGCUGCACAACAAACUACUCAGAAAAAAGUGUUGGAGUCGAUAAAAGAUCAGUUUACCCUCAUCCAGACAUCGCUUGAUAGGCUGAUGGAUUUAGUUAUCCAUUCAGUCACCAGCCCGUCUAGUGAGGCAACUACUGCAGCUGUAGGAAAUGUCACAGCUACGACAGACACACUGUCAUCAAUUACUGCAGCUACAGGAAAUGCCACAGCUACAACAGACGCACAGACAUCAACCACCACGCCAUCUACAACACAGACAUCAACCACCACACCAUCUACAACACAGACAUCAACCACAACACCAUCUACAACACAGACAUCAACCACCACAUCAUCUACAACACAGACAUCAACCAGCACAUCAUCUACAACACAGACAUCAACCACCACAUCAUCUACAACAGACAUCAACCACCACACCAUCUACAACACAGACAUCAACCACCACACCAUCUACAACACAGACAUCAACUACCACAUCAACAACCACACCAUCAACAACACAGACAUCAACUACCACAUCAACCACCACACCAUCAACAACACAGACAUCAACUACCACAUCAACCACCACACCAUCAACAACACAGACAUCAACUACCACAUCAACCACCACACCAUCAACAACACAGACAUCAACCACCACACCAUCAACAACACAGACAUCAACCACCACACCAUCAACAACACAGACAUCAACCACCACACCAUCAACAACACAGACAUCAACCACCACACCAUCAACAACACAGACAUCAACUACCACACCAACAACACAGACAUCAACUACCAAAUCAACCACCACACCAUCAACAACACAGACAUCAACCACCACACCAUCAACAACACAGACAUCAACCACCACACCAUCAACAACACAGACAUCAACUACCACAUCAACAACACAGGCAUCAACUACCACAUCAACAACACAAACAUCAGCCACUACACCAUCUACAACACAGACAUCAACCACUACACCAUCUACAACACAAUCAACUACCACAUCAACAACACCAUCAACACAGACAUCAACCACCACACCAUCAACAACACAGACAUCAACCACCACACCAUCAACAACACAGACAUCAACUACCACAUCAACAACACAGGCAUCAACUACCACAUCAACAACACAAAACAUCAGCCACUACACCAUCUACAACACAGACAUCAACCACUGCACCAUCUACAACACAAUCAACUACCACAUCAACAACACAAACAUCAACCACCACACCAUCAACAACACAAUCAACUACCACAUCAACAACACCAUCAACACAGACAUCAACCACCACCACAUCAAUUACCCCACCAUCUACAAAAUCUGAAGCAGCUAGACUGCGAUCUCCCAGACUUCGAAGUUUCCUGGCUGAAGAGAACGAUUCAAAAUUUUGCCUCUCAACCUCAAACGAGACUGAAUUCCUGUGUUCCCAGCUGACCAUCACACUGGAUGGCAUUCAGGAAGUGAACCAGGAGGUGAACGAUGGCCACGCCACGCAAGACCAGCUGGACAAACUUGAGGGAUACUCAGAAGACCUCGAUGUCAUUGUGAGCCAAGCAAAUGAGAACCAGAUCUUCGUGGAGAACCUCAACAAGGAAGUUCUCCUUCAAGAAGUCACUCAGCUC